AUGGCCCCACAGAUGAGCUUCAUUGGCUUGGGCCAAAUGGGCAUGGCCAUAUCGGAGAAUAUUUUCCACGACGGCAAAAUCCAGAAGCCGCUUGUUCUCUACAACCGCACCACGGCAAAGGCGCACGAACACAGCGAGAGACUUGGAGGUUGCGAGGUUGCAGAUUCCAUUGCUGCAGCAGUCGCCCCGGCAGAUAUUGUCUGGCUCUGCCUUCAAGACCGAGAUGCUGUCGAGGAGGUCUUCGCGGAGAUCCUUCUCACUCCGAUCAAAGGAAAGCUGUUUGUUGACAGUUCUACCAUCUCCCCCGAGGCGACAAACUCUAUUGCGGAGCGAGCUUUUCGUGAAGGAGGCGAGUUUGUGGCAUUGCCUGUGAUGGGUGCUCCUCCAUUGGCUGUGAAACGAUCGUUGAUAUGUAUCGCAAGCGGAAAGCCUGAGUCCGUGGAUCGGAUACGGCCGUUUCUCGAAGGAGUUAUCUGCCGCCACGUCAUUGAUCUGAGCGGCGAAGCCCCAGGGACUGCCGAACUUCUCAAACUAAUGGGGAACUUCUUGAUUAUGGCAACUAUCGAGACAGUUGCCGAGGUAAACGUAUUUGCAGAGAAGUGUAAAAUUGGCACUGCAAACAUGAACAAGCUGCUUUCAGCUAUGUUUCCAGAGCCACCACAUGCCUUAUAUAACCGUCAGAUGCUCACUGGCGAGUAUUGCUCCGGCAACGCAAUAGUCGGAGCCUCCAAAGCCUUGCAACUGGCCAGCGAGGUCAUGGGUCUAGCCAACGAGUGCGGUGCAUCUGUGAAAAUCUAUGAGACUGCGGUCGAGAAUUUGAAAGCCGCCGAGGCUCAUGCUGGCCCUGAUGUGGACAUCACAGGGAUUUAUGGGGCCGUACGACUGCAGAGUGGGCUUCCAUUUGAAAAUAGACUGAAGGAGAGUCAAUGA
This is a messenger RNA of Penicillium chermesinum, 930 nucleotides long. RefSeq names its product NAD(P)-dependent oxidoreductase. The record is from RefSeq and is a predicted model, not a curated record. Lineage: Eukaryota; Fungi; Ascomycota; Eurotiomycetes; Eurotiales; Aspergillaceae. The transcript has 4 exons. Gene Ontology annotation, molecular function: NADP binding; oxidoreductase activity, acting on the CH-OH group of donors, NAD or NADP as acceptor. Bases 1 to 930 code for a protein of 309 amino acids.